Messenger RNA from Musca vetustissima, 1230 nucleotides. Its product is annotated as lipase 3-like. NCBI's taxonomy places the organism in Eukaryota, Metazoa, Arthropoda, Insecta, Diptera, Muscidae. Gene Ontology annotation, molecular function: hydrolase activity, acting on ester bonds. Gene Ontology annotation, biological process: lipid metabolic process. The record is from RefSeq and is a predicted model, not a curated record. The coding region runs from base 1 to 1230 and encodes 409 amino acids. The transcript has 3 exons.
AUGAAGUCGGCUAUCGUAUUAAAUCUAAGCGUCGUUCUAAUUCUAAAGUUCCAAAGUGUUAUUGGUGCAACAACAACGACAACAAGUGCCGAUCGCAUACGAAGUGCCGGCUACGUUAGUGAAAAUCAUGAAAUCCGCACCAAAGAUGGUUACAUCAUUACAAUAUUUCGCAUAAGAAAUUCGACAAAUGAUGUUUCUAGGCGCCCAGUGGUUUUAAUGUGGCAUGGUUUGUUAACCUCUUCGGAAUGUUGGGUGAUACGAGGAUUAACCGACACAUUGGCAUAUGAUUUGGUGGAUAGUGGCUAUGAUGUUUGGUUGGGUAAUGCUCGUGGUAAUACCUAUGGUAAACGUCAUGUUAGCCUCUCACCAGAUGAUCCGAAAUUUUGGCGUUUUUCAUGGCAUGAAAUAGCCAUGAACGAUUUACCACAAACUAUCGAUUAUAUAUUGGAGGAGACCCAGCAAACGUCUUUACAUUAUGUUGGCCAUUCUCAGGGUACAACAAUAAUGUUUGUUUUACUCUCAAUGCAACCGGAAUAUAAUGCGAAGUUUAAGACCUCACAUAUGUUGGCACCUGUGAUAUUUUGUAAAUAUAUUCGGGCAUUGCUGUUUGAGCUACUGGCAGUGGUGGUGGGUUCAUAUUCACCAUUGGAUCCAUUGUUGGGCGAUUCUGCUCUCUUUCAACAACCAAUUUUGCGACAAAUAUUCGCGGUGGAUAAAUGCCGUGAAAUAAUUAACAGCGAUCCAUCAGCCAGUCCGGAGCUGUGUAGACGUGUGGUGUUCCUUAUAUUCGGUGGAUAUUCGGCGUAUUUUAAAAGUUUCCUUCUGCAGGAAGCCUACAAUACACAUCCUUCAACAGCUUCCACCCAUCAGGCUAUACACUAUAUACAACAAAAAGUCUCCGGAUAUUUUCGUCAAUAUGAUUUUGGUGUAGAAGGCAAUAUGGCACGUUACAAUCAGUCAACACCACCCGAUUACAAUUUGGCCAAUGUUAACACCAGAUUCCCAAUACAUUUAUAUUAUAGUGAUUAUGAUGAAUUAUCAACGAGGAGGGAUAUUGAAAAAUUAACCGGCAUCAUGGGCAGUCGAAGUGUAGAACAUUUUAUACCAUUGAAAAAUUUCGCUCACAUAGAUUUUCUGUGGGCCACCAACGUUAAGGAGGUCCAGAAUAAUCGUAUUUUGCAAAUAAUGAAUGAUGCUGAAGUGGCGCUGGAAAACGAGACGGGGCCUUAA